AUGGAAGGAUGUGUCCAAAGAAAGGUCAAGAGCAUUAUGAACAUGAAUGAUAGUCGUUCAAAGUAUUUGAAAAAGAAAAGGAACUUUCAGCGGAAGAGCACAUAUCAAGAAAAUGUGUUGUUUAGGAAGAAAGAAAGGGAAAGGAGUAUUAGGACAUAUGUGGAAAAUGUGUUUUAUCGGGAGAAGGCAAAGCAAAGGAGUUCACAGUCAUAUAGAGAAAAUGUGAUGCAUCGAGAGAAAGUGAACAAAAGGUGUUUAGGUAGGUAUCAAGAAAAUGAGGCAUUUAGGAAGGAACAUAAGGCAAGGAGUAUCAGGAAAUAUUGUGACAGCAUCCUGUAUAGGGAGCAAGUAAAAAAGAGGACUCGUCAUAACUAUGCUGUGAAUUUGUUGCAUAGGGACGUCUCCCUAUGCAACAAAUUCAAAGUCAAGCAAAGGAGUAUUUGUAAAUAUGCUGUGAAUUUGUUGCAUAGAGAGACAGUCAAGCAAAGGAGUACACUCCGAUAUCGGUUAAAUGAGGUACCCAGGCAGAAUGUAAAAGCCAUGAGUCAUAGGAAAUAUGGAAAUCCUGAGCAUAAGAAGCAUGUUAUAGCAGCUAGCACACAGAGGAAGAAAGAAAUGAAGGAAAAGUUACAGCAAUUUGAUUUUGUCAUGAAGCAGUUCUCAGAGAAGGUCAAAGAUGGUCCAGAUUUUGUGUGUUGCGUUUGUCAAAGGUUGUUGUUCCGACACCAGGUUUUACAGUGCAAGAGAGAGAAUUAUAUGAACAGAAAAGACGUUGCUGCAGUUGCAGAUGUUUGUAUUAGUGAGGUUUAUCUCCACAAAUGUAACAAUUGUGUAAAUCCUUGUCAGUGGUUGAAUACAGCUAGAGAUAAGCUGUGGAUUUGUUUUAGUUGUAAUGACAAGGUCAGUAGAGGUGAAAUGCCAGCUGAGUGUGCAGUCAACAAAAUGGGCCUUGAUCCUAUUCCCCCAGAAUUGGCAUGUUUAAAUAACCUUGAACAGCAUUUAAUUGGAUUACAUAUUCCAUUUCUGAAAAUGUUAGCAUUACCCAAAGGUGGGCAAAAUGGAGUACAUGGACCAGUGACGUGUUCCAGCAAAUAUUGUGCAAACCAACAAUUUGCUGCCCCGUUCUAA
Molecule: messenger RNA, 1128 nt
Organism: Amphiprion ocellaris (clown anemonefish)
Lineage: Eukaryota; Metazoa; Chordata; Actinopteri; Pomacentridae
Exons: 1
Coding region: 1-1128 (375 amino acids)
Source: RefSeq, a predicted model, not a curated record